AUGUGUUCUCUGAUCAAACUACAGGGAGGUGUGAAUUGUGGUGUAGUUCAGUGGGUUGAUCCUGCCUGGCCUGAUGUACUUAAGAACUACCUCAUCAAGUUGUGGGAAAUGUUCCAUGAGCAAAACCUUGGAAGGAUUCAAGACAAGCAUGCAUAUGAGGAUGAUGUUGCCAAGUUGAAGAAGGACUAUGAUCUGCUCUGCACUGAGUAUCAUAAAAUGGUUGAUGAUGUUAGCAAGAUGUUUGACUGGCAGGAUGGUGUUGGCAAGAUUGACUACCAAAAAGCAAUGGAUGCUGAGAAAUUUGAGAAGCAGAAGGAAGAUCUAGAGCUGGAGAUGAAGAUGGAGAAGCUAAGGCUAGCAAAAGAACAGAUGUGUAUCCUUCAGGCCCAGGCAGACAUAAUUCACAACACCAGGAAGGCAAUGAAAGAGAUAAAGGUGGACAGGGAUCUUCUUGCACAAGAGAAGACAGAGCUUGAGAAAGUAGUUGCUGAUCUACUGAAUGCUGGCCAUGGGAGCAAGGAAAAGCUUAAGAAAAUCAAGGCCAUACUGGAGGCUUGA
Molecule: messenger RNA, 558 nt
Organism: Triticum turgidum subsp. durum (durum wheat)
Lineage: Eukaryota; Viridiplantae; Streptophyta; Magnoliopsida; Poales; Poaceae
Source: the annotation of a GenBank genome assembly